GGCUUCUUAGAGCGCCGAACAGCGUUGGGCCCAAGGACCAUGAGAGGGCCGGAGUCGGGUCCCGAACCUACGAUGGAAGGGGACGUGUUGGACACCCUGGAGGCGCUGGGGUACAAGGGACCACUGUUAGAAGAGCAAGCCCUUACCAAGGCAGCAGAGGGUGGACUGUCUUCGCCUGAAUUUUCAGAGCUCUGUGUUUGGUUAGGCUCUCAGAUAAAAUCAUUGUGCAACUUGGAAGAAAGUAUCACUUCAGCUGGGAGAGAUGAUCUAGAAAGCUUCCAGCUUGAGAUAAGUGGGUUUUUAAAAGAAAUGGCAUGUCCGUAUUCUGUACUCAUAUCAGGAGAUAUUAAGGACCGUUUAAAAAAGAAGGAUGACUGUUUGAAGCUUCUAUUGUUUUUAAGUACAGAGCUUCAAGCUUUACAGAUACUACAGAAUAAGAAACAUAAAAAUUCUCAAUUAGAUAAAAACAGUGAAAUUUAUCAAGAAGUUGAAGCUAUCUGUGAUACUCUUGGUGUACCCAAGUCAGCAACUUCUGACAUUCCGCUUAUGCUAAACCAAGUGGAAUCAAAGGUGAAGGAUAUUCUCUCAAAAGUCCAGAAAAAUCAUGUGGGAAAACCACUGCUGAAAAUUGAUUUAAAUCUGGAACAGGCGGAACAACUGGAAAGAAUCAAUGAAGCUCUUUCCUGUGAAUAUGAAUGCCGCCGGCGGAUGUUGAUGAAACGAUUAGAUGUGACAGUGCAGUCCUUUGGUUGGUCUGAUAGAGCAAAGGUAAAAACAGAUGACAUAGCAAGAAUUUACCAGCCGAAGCGUUAUGCUCUAUCACCGAAGACAACGAUUACAUUGGCACAUCUACUUGCUGCUCGUGAAGAUCUAUCCAAGAUCAUUAGAACAAGUAGCGGCUCCAGCCGAGAGAAGACGGCAUGUGCCAUUAAUAAGGUGCUGAUGGGAAGGGUGCCUGACAGAGGAGGAAGGCCAAAUGAAAUUGAACCACCGCCCCCGGAAAUGCCCCCUUGGCAAAAGAGACAAGAAGGCGGCGGAAGGGGUGGUUGGGGUGGUGGGGGUGGUCGAGGAGGUGGUGGGGGUGGAAGAGGUGGCUGGGGAGGUGGAGGAGGUUGGGGAGGUGGUGGGGGAGGAGGAGGUGGCGGAGGAGGGUGGGGUGGAAGUGGGGGAGGGGGCGGUAGAGGAGGAGGUUUCCAAGGCAGGGGAGAUUAUGGCGGGAGGGGAGAUUAUGGUGGAAGAGGAGGAGGCUAUGGUGGAAGAGGAGGGGGCUAUGGGGGACGAGGUUAUGGAGAUCCGUAUGGGGGAGGUGGUGGUGGAUAUAGAAGGUAUUAAAAACCACCAAAAUUAGAUAGCAGUGCUUACUUCUUGGUAGGGACAUUAGGUGUAGUGUUCUAAGUAACAUACUUGAAUGUCAGCUUUCAAGUAAACACCAUGUUAGCUUCCUUGUUAUCAUUCUUAAAUUGGGUUAAUAUGUAAGAGCAUUGUUUUUAUACUACCAUUUGAUCUCUUAGACAAAGUGAUGAUUUUUCCAUAUUCUGUGUACCCUUGAGCAUGUCUUUUUAAAAAACAAAAAAUGAACAAAAAUUAUUUUUAAAAAUGUAAAUAUUUAUUACCAUCAAACUUGGAAAAUGGAAAGUAUUUUAUUGUCAUGAUUGAAUUUAGAUUGUUACCCGUAUUUUAUUCAGGUUUGAAACACAUAAAUUACCCCACUUGUAAUGGAAAGGAAUAUAGACUGUUGCCUCAUCUGUA
Lynx canadensis (Canada lynx) is the source of this 1749-nucleotide messenger RNA. RefSeq names its product family with sequence similarity 98 member B (gene TSLIG3B). Gene Ontology annotation, cellular component: tRNA-splicing ligase complex. Bases 40 to 1332 code for a protein of 430 amino acids. The record is from RefSeq and is a predicted model, not a curated record. NCBI's taxonomy places the organism in Eukaryota, Metazoa, Chordata, Mammalia, Carnivora, Felidae. The transcript has 8 exons.